Acanthaster planci (crown-of-thorns starfish) is the source of this 901-nucleotide messenger RNA. Its product is annotated as heterogeneous nuclear ribonucleoprotein A1-like 3. The record is from RefSeq and is a predicted model, not a curated record. Lineage: Eukaryota; Metazoa; Echinodermata; Asteroidea; Valvatida; Acanthasteridae. Gene Ontology annotation, molecular function: RNA binding. Gene Ontology annotation, biological process: regulation of gene expression. Gene Ontology annotation, cellular component: nucleoplasm; chromatin.
UUGCACACAACGCGUUCACACAUCAUGGAUAGAGGUUGGCCAUGCUUUCCAUGUUAGCUGGUUGCCAAACGCCGAAAAACUCAAAAUAUAUUGAAGUUCCGCAUGCUCAAUUUUACCGCCAGGUACCAUUGAUCCGCUGAGAUUCAACAUGGCCAGCCAAGUUACGAACACUAGCGAAGAGCCGGAGAAUCUCAGAAAGAUCUUUCUUGGGGGUCUGAACCGCUCUACCACCAAGGAUGACCUCAAGACGCAUUUUGAGCAGUUCGGCGAAGUGACGGACUCCAUCGUCAUCCUCAACACCGAGAAGCAGUCCAAAGGCUUUGGCUUUGUCACCAUGGCGACCAUUGAGGAGACUGACAAGUCGUUAAGGGAGAACAACUGCGGGAGCCAUGACAUUUGCAAGAAGAAGGUGGAGGUGAAGAGGGCCAUUCCGCGUGAUUCAAACAUCUCAGCUGAGGCCACCAACCAAAUCUUUGUGGGCAACUUGGGUACAAACAUCACAGAGGAGCACUUGCGGGAAUACUUCAGCCAGUUCUCACCGGUCAAGUCGACCAAGGUCAUCAAGGAGAAGGGCGGGGACAAGAGCAGGGGGUUUGGCUUUGUUGAGUUCGAGGAGCCCUUCGGCCACCAUGCUGUCGAUAAGUUAGCAAUAAUGGAGAAGCACACAAUCGAAGGCCGGCAGGUUUACUGUAACAAAGCAGAAGACAGAAGUAACAAAGAAGACAACUACUAUGGCAGACAUCAAGCAAUGAGAGGAAAUCCCUUUGGCCGGAAUCCAGGCAGAAGUGGAAUGCCGGGCUACUAUGAUGGAUAUGGAGGUGGAAAUUACGGCUGUUAUGGCGGGGCAAGGGGCGGCUACGGGGGUGGAGGCUACGGGGGUGACCCCUAUGGGGGCGGCAAC